Messenger RNA from Plectropomus leopardus (leopard coralgrouper), 4451 nucleotides. RefSeq names its product junctophilin 2 (gene jph2). Gene Ontology annotation, cellular component: junctional membrane complex; plasma membrane; sarcoplasmic reticulum. The record is from RefSeq and is a predicted model, not a curated record. Lineage: Eukaryota; Metazoa; Chordata; Actinopteri; Perciformes; Serranidae.
ACUGUGAGGAGAUAGCUGGGUGGCAGGGACAGGGGGAGAGACAGGGGCUUUUCUCUGCGGCCACCUGGAAAAAGCCAUGUAAGAUCAGUGGCUUUUCAAGACAGAAAUACAGAAAUAAUUCGAUUUUAUAAUACAGUCAUCCAAAUUUGUAACACAGCACAACUUAUUCUGGAGAAAUCUAAGAAGACUACGACACUGGAGUACAAGAGGGCAAACUUAAAGUUUCUGUAAAGUUUAAAGUGCGCACCGGAGCUUCAUGGACACGCGCAGAAAUCCCCAAACCGACUCCAAAAGAACAAACCCCCUCAAGUUGAGCACCAAGGAUAUCUCCAAUCAGUUUUGAUGUCAGGUGAAAGUGAAGUCAGACUGACGGAGGUUUUAUCUUUAGCCAGGUAACGAACUUUUUAACUUUACUUUACAGAUCGGUGCGUAAUUGCGCAGCGGUGAGGCAUGAGUGGAGGUCGCUUUGAAUUUGAUGACGGAGGAGCUUACUGCGGAGGCUGGGAGGGAGGCAAAGCCCACGGCCAUGGUAUCUGCACCGGACCCAAAGGCCAGGGCGAGUUCUCCGGCUCCUGGAACUACGGCUUCGAGGUGGUGGGGGUCUACACCUGGCCCAGCGGAAACACCUACGAGGGGUACUGGUCACAGGGGAAGCGUCACGGCCUGGGAGUAGAAACCAAAGGACACUGGAUUUACAAAGGGGAAUGGACUCAUGGCUUCAAGGGGAGAUAUGGGAUCCGGAUCAGUGUGGGCAGUGGAGCGAAGUAUGAAGGAACAUGGAAUAAUGGGCUACAGGAUGGAUAUGGAACAGAAACAUAUGCUGAUGGAGGUACUUUCCAGGGUCAGUUCACAGGUGGGAUGCGGCACGGCUAUGGAGUCCGUCAAAGUGUCCCUUAUGGCAUGGCAGCAGUUGUCCGCUCCCCUCUCCGUACCUCCCUGACCUCCCUUCGCAGCGAGCAUAGUAAUGGCACCGUCUUGCAGCAAGACAUCCCCGUCAUCACCACCACCAACGCCUCAGGUGAGGAGACACCCGUCGCCACCCCUACCCAGCUGGGACCGUCCCGCGGAGGCUUCGCCCUCACGCUCCAGGUGGACCCAGAGGCUGUGAAACCCAAGAAGAAGGGCCUGUUUCGCAGGAGCUCCCUGCUGGGUAAGCUGAAGAAAUCCGACUCAAGCACCUCACUGUCCAGCCAGAAGAGCAAGAUCAGCUUCCUGAGGACUGAAUCGGCUCUCAGCUCCAACGCCAGCGACACCAACUCUACCAUCAGCAUCGGGGACGAGAGCCUGGCUGGAGCCGAGGACUUCCCCCCAGUGGAGGCCGACAUUGAUGCGACCACCACAGAGGUCUACAUGGGCGAGUGGAAGAACGACAAGCGCUCAGGAUAUGGAAUAAGCGAAAGGUCCAGCGGGCUUAAGUACGAGGGCGAGUGGCUGAACAACCAGAGACACGGCUACGGCUGCACCACCUUUGCCGAGGGUGGGAAGGAGGAGGGCAAGUACAUGAACAACAUGCUGGUGAAGGCCAUGAAGAAGAGGGUGAUCCAGCUGAAGGGAACCAAGAUCAAGCAGAAGGUGGAGCGGGCGGUGGAGGGCGCUCAGAGGGCUGCAGCCAUCGCCAAGCAAAAGGCAGAGAUCGCUGCUUCAAGGACGACUCAUUCGAAGGCCAAGUCAGAGGCAGCCGAACAGGCCGCUCAGGCCUCCAACAGAGAGUCCUGCAUCGCCAGACUGGUGGCCAAAGAACUCUCCCCAUCCUUCUACCAGCCAGGUCCUGAGUAUCUGAAGAAGAGAGUGUUACAUGAGGCCGCAGAGGGAAGUGAGAACACAGACACCGUCAUGCAUGAGCCGCUGCUCGCCGAGGAGGAGCCCCUGCCCACGCCACCCGAAAGCCCACUCAUGAAUGAACUGGACAGCCUCAUGCCGGGCUCGUCCCCCGGCCGCACCCCCUCCCCCAGCCCGGGCAUCUUCGCCAAGGAGGACCCCAAACUCCUCAGUCCAGGGAGCUGGAACGAAGACAAAACCAUCAAAGGUGGAGGCAGUAAACCCAACAGCAGGCCCAAUAGUCGCCCCACUACCCCGUCAACUUCCGUUUCUGCUCCCGCCUUGGCCGCACCUGAGGGCGGAGCGGCCCCCGCCAGUCGUGGCCCCUCACGCAACCCCAGCCGUCAGAGCAACAAGAACGAGCAGGGCUCUGACCUGGAGAUCAAGCCACUGCAGAAGUUUGACUCCGAGACGAAAGCUCCAGAAGUCUCUCCUGCACCCGCUGCCCCUGUAAGGAAUAGCCUCAUCUCUAUGGAUGAAGAAGAAGCACCGCGCCCCACCUCAAAAGUGUCCUCUAAAGCUGUCACCCCUGAGCCUAAAACCAUCGAGGUCAAAACCGAAAGAGCUCCAUCCGUCCACGAACGAGCGCCAUCCGUCUCUGAGAACAAAGUAGAGUCCAGGGAGGUCAACCGGCCGUCCAGCAAAGCAGAGACAAAGCCAUUACUGAAACGGCAACCCAGCCCAGCUCCGUCUCCCAAACCUGCACCCAGUCCCGAAACCAAACCAGAACCAAAGAAAAUCGAAGCCAAACCCAUCGUGGCCAAACCGGCAUCGAAGGUGGAGCCCAAAGCAGAAGUCAGACUGAGGGCCAUGGUGUCGAGUCCGAGUCAUGAGGUGACUGCAGAGUCUCUGGAGCUGGAGGGCCCAAACACCAUCAUGAUCUGCAUGGUCAUCCUGCUCAACAUCGGCCUGGCCAUUCUCUUCGUACACAUUUUGUCAUGAGACAUCGUCCAACACCUCAGGUCACCAGCAGCGUUGGAGAGAGACGGCCGGCCUCCUCCUCAGUCAGGACCAGAGACAACCAACGACCGCUGAGGAGACGACGCCGCCUCACGCGGACCGCCGCAGCCCCUCUGAAGGUUUUUGGCCGCUGUGAUGCUCCUCUCUUUCCAGAGGUUUGACAAACUGAAGGACAUGAAAACAGAUUCAGAGCGUCCGAGUAGGAUUGUGUUUGUAUGUGAAAGUCGGGGGCUGGAUGGGAGAGUACGUCCUCGGUGCUCACACUGGAGAAGCAGCGCUCGACAAGUCUCAGUUUAACUUUGCCACAGUGUGUCACAAGUGUGUCAGAAAAUAAAAAGGCUUUAAACUCGAUCCUUAAUCGGCACGCUCUGGCUGAUCAGACGAUCUCAGUAGAUAAAUACACUUAGUCACAAGUUUGUUUUAUGAAGGAAUGGCUGAUUAUUCUCUCCACUUUGCCUUAAACUUGAUUAUUGAGACACAAAUUUGACUGCAGCAGACGUGUGAAAGAUUUAGGAGUGUCAUCAUUUUUAAUCAUCUGUAAUGUCCGAUGUGUGUUGAAAAAAAAAAAAAAAAGCUGCAGCAGAUUCAUUAAUAAUCCGACGUUACUGUAAAGCCAGUUUUUCAUCUUGUUGCUCUUCUUAAGACUCCAAAGCAUCCAGAGUAUUUUUGGCUAACUGCAUUUGAGACUGGGGUGUACUACACUGUGAAACUUUCUACUUUCACUGGGAUUUAUAUGCAUUUAUUGACAUUCUGCUGCUUUAAGUUUGGGAACUGCUAACCAAAUAAAUAGAGAAGGACAAUAGGAAGCUUUUGUAUGUUCCUGUGGUGUUUGUCAGGCGGUUUUAAACGUCUAUGUUUUGCAAUAGAAUGAGCAGAAAGGAAACUUGGAUUUAUCUUAUUUAAAACAAUCACUGUAUGUUGUUGUAAAGUUUCUAAAUCUACAGAUUUGGCAGCAGGAGGUGUUUAGGCUGGUGUGUUUGCCUGUGAAAUCCGUCCACUCUCUUCCACACUGCUUUAUAUUCAGGGCCUGUCGUUGCUUUAGAGCCAAAAUACAAGUUCGACUUUUGUACGCAUGAGGGCACUUUGUGCGUAUGUGUCUGUAUUUUUUUGUACCGUUUUUUGAAGUGCACGUCUUUUCAGCAUUCGAAAUAUUCUGCUGUAGGAUUUUUGUCGGAGGCAAACCUAAAUUUAUUUAUUUCCCAAAAAGGAGUCAGAUUACCUCGCGACUGUGAGAUGGAGAAAAAAAUACAUAAAAAUGUUCCAAACUCCAUGUCUUACACUGAGAAGAGCGCUCUCUAGAACAUUUCUACCCAUCCUUUAGCUAAAAUAGGUCUUGCUUUUGAGUUUGCAAAUGAACACAGACCGCUGGUUGUGCGUUUUCAUGGAAAAGAGGAAAAAAAGUUAACAUAUUUGGAUUACAUUUUUGCCCCAAAGUUAGUUCUUAAUCUAAUAAAAUGCAUUAAUUAAUAGCAGAAGAGUCGGAUGAGCUCGAUGGUAAGUGCAAUAAAACUUCAUGUAGGUCAGUGUAAUGUAGGAGCCGUUUUGUUUUGUCUGUUUUAGUGCGUUUAAUGAAAUCAAAUAACAUUGCUGAAAUUGAAGAAAUGCAUUUCUGUAGCCAAACCUGGUCAAAAUCACAAAGAUGAAAACAAAAAAAUAAAAAAACUUUUACAACA